Molecule: messenger RNA, 2422 nt
Organism: Jaculus jaculus (lesser Egyptian jerboa)
Lineage: Eukaryota; Metazoa; Chordata; Mammalia; Rodentia; Dipodidae
Gene: Entrep1
Product: family with sequence similarity 189 member A2
Exons: 11
Coding region: 1-1785 (594 amino acids)
Cellular component (GO): membrane
Source: RefSeq, a predicted model, not a curated record
AUGUCUCUGCCCGUGGUGCUCCCGGGCUCCUGCUGCCCGGUGGCAGGGCUGUCGGGCGGGCCUCAGGCCGGGGGUCCCGGCUCCGCGACCGCCGCCGCCCAGGAGCCGCCGCUGCCCCCGUUGCGGCCGCGCUGGCCCCGGGGCGCGCUGCAGCCCCCGGCGCGGCCUCGCUGCACCGCCGCCGCCGUGCCGCCCGCGCUGUCCUCCCGCCGGGCCGCCUCGGCCGCCGGCGCCCCGGGCUCCGCGCUGCUCCCCGCGCGCCCGCUGCUGUCGCUCGGGCUCCUGCAGCUGAUCCUCGGCUGCUGCAUGGUGGCGCUCAGCUUCGGGGCGCUGUCGCUGAGCAGCUCGCCGCAGGUGAAGAACUCGUGCCCGUUCUGGGCGGGCUCCUCGGUGAUCCUCUCUGGAAUAAUUGGAUUAACCACAUGGAAGAGGCCUAUGAUACUCCUGGUAAACCUCUUCGUACUGCUGUCUGUGGUGUGCGUCCUCCUGAAUCUCGCAGGAUUCAUCCUGGGCUGUCAAGGGGCGCAGUUUGUAUCCAGCGUGCCCAGGUGUGACCUGGUGGACUUAGGUGAAGGCAAGAUUUGCUUCUGUUGUGAAGAAUUCCAGCCAGCCAAGUGCACAGACAAAGAAAAUGCCUUGAAACUCUUUCCUGUUCAGCCCUGUAGCGCUGUUCACCUUCUCCUCAAGAAAGUACUCUUUGCCCUGUGUGCCUUGAAUGCCCUGACCACCACUGUGUGCUUGGUGGCCGCUGCCCUUCGCUACCUCCAGAUAUUCGCCACAAGAAGGUCGUGCAUCGAUGAAGCCCAGAUUUCUGCAGAAGAAGUGGAAGACCACGGGCGGAUCCCUGGCCCUGAUGACUUCGUGCCACCAGUGCCUCCCCCUUCUUACUUUGCCACCUUUUACUCCUGCACGCCACGGAUGAAUCGCAGGAUGGUUGGUCCUGAUGUCAUUCCACUGCCACACAUCUAUGGAGCACGAAUCAAAGGUGUGGAAGUGUUCUGUCCCCUGGACCCCCCACCUCCAUAUGAAGCUGUAGUGAGCCAGAUGGACCAGGACCAGGGGUCUUCAUUCCAAAUGCCAGAAGGACCAGAAGCUACUGCGAACCCACUGGAGCCGGUUUGCAUACAGGUGACUCAAGGUGGAGACGUUCCUAACACACCUGGUGAAGAAUCUGUAUCAACUCCCAGUUCAAACCUGGUACAUCCACCAAGAAGCAGGAAAGCCUUCCCACCUCUGAGGACAAGAUCGAAGAGUGAUCCCGUGCUGCACCACUCCGAGGACAGAGCUAUCCCGGUGCUCAGCUGCGAGGCUGCCACCCAAACAGAAAGGCGACUAGAUGUGGCUGCGGUGACUCUGCGAAGAGGCCCGAGACCCAGGACAUCCAGAGGCAGGCCCCGCUCCUUGGUAGAUUACAGGUCGUACAUAGACACUAAGCUGCUGGUGGCCAGGUUCUUGGAGCAGUCCUCCUGCAGCAUGACGCCGGACAUCCACGAGCUGGUAGAAAACAUCAAGUCUGUGUUGAAGUCCGACGAGGAGCACAUGGAAGAAGCCAUCACAAGUGCCAGCUUCUUAGAACAGAUAAUGGCCCCAGCACAGCCCAGCACUUCGCAGGCCCACACGCUACCCUUGAGGACACAGGCUGGCCUGCUGCACCUGCGGAGCUGCGGCGAUCUGAGCACCUUCGCCCUGGUGGGGAUGCCCAGGGCUGAGAGGAGGCCCCGGCGGCGAGCUGAGGCUGAGCGGCCACACAGCCUCAUAGGCGUCGUCCGAGAGACUGUGCUGUGAAGCUGUGACCCGUGUGAGAAGGAAGGCCAGCCCCAGGGGAAGGUCCUCCCUCCUCUGUGCUGUUUACUGAUUGGGGGUUCUGGUUCCCCUUAGGGAACCCCUCAAGAAGAGGCGGCUAAGGAAAACACCUGUUCCCACUCUUUGGCUCCCUUUUUGCCGACGGAGGGCGCUUGGGUGAAGGGGUAAGCUCUUCCGGACCCCUUUGGGUCUGCACACUCCAAGCUGGAGGGGAGCACAGUGAGCUUUCCUUUCUCUGUGGGGCACGUGCUGAUGUGAGCAGAAAUGGCGCUUAUAAGUCUUCGCCUGCCUCAGGCCUCACGGAUCUUUUGGUUGCCAAGUUCAUUCCCUCGUUGUAAGGACGGAGCUGCUGGGCUGCUAUUUAAAGCUGCCUGUGGCCUUUGGAUGCUUAGUGAGCGGAGUUGGCAGGAGACAAGAUGAUUAACUUCCAUGUGAUGAUAGUCCUCAAGCCUUGUUUAGAUCAUCCUCCAAUCCCAACUCGUUAGGAAAAGCAGAAGGCUUGUUCAGUGUCAACUUGUAAUGAAAGACAUUAAGGGAGAGGAUUAUAAUCAAUUCCAUUAUUUAUGCUUGCAAACUAGAACACCUCAGGCAGACCGGAGAAUAAAAUAUUGACUUUGGA